UUCAGUCCAUUCAGACUUUAAUUCUUCAAACGGACGCUGCAUUGUUUCAUUUCAACGUCAACCACGUUGUUGAUUAUAUUUAUUUUUUUUCAAGUUUACGGUCUCCAUGGUUACAUGGUCGUUCUGGACUGUGGCGGAUGCUAGCAACAGUUGCUAGCACUGCGCACGAAUAAAAACACAUUAGUAAAAAUACAGCAAUAAAGCAGCGGGUGUCUAAAUAUAGCUCUAUAUGAUAUAAGAAACACAAGAUAGUAUUGACAUGCCGGUAAACUCGUUAAAAUCGCCAUUUUUUCGACGCCGGUGACGUCAUAGAGAACGUGUGCCCUCCUGAGUAACGCGAUAAUCAUUAAAACUCGAUAGCGCCGUUUGUGUAUGUUUUCGUGGAAUCCAAGAAAUAUUAAAAAAUGACUGCUGUGACUCGCACCGUUCCCAAGCCCGUCGACGCUAAAGUUGUCAAACGGGAGCGGGUUUAUGACUACUUGUACGAGCCGAUAUAUUACCUUUCUUCCGAAGUCGACCAUGUCAAGUCCAGUUUUACCACCUUUAAGGAGCGAGUUAGAAAAUUGCCAGAGUUCGAAACCAUGUUCAGCAACGGGAGGGUCACCUUUCGUCUGGACCCAUCCGAUCCGUUGCCGCCUUCCGUGGACCGCCGUUGGCGUGGCAAUGCGGAACAGCGACGGCAGGCCCUGCAGCACCUGGCUGGAUUUAUUCCAAGUAUCCAACCGUUGAUGAAAAAAAGAGAAGCGGGUGACCCGAGUGGAGCUGAUCGAUGGAAAUAUUUUAAAAGGCCUCUUCUUCCAUGCGUGCAACAGAUUCCCUUAAUUGGGACUCGUGAUGGUUAUCGUCAAGAUGACUUGGAAGCCGUUGGCAGACUACACGCUGAGGGUCUUCCCACCCACUUCACCGUGGCGGUGCAGACAGACUACAGGGAGAGCGAAGCCCAGACGGACCCGUACAGCCCCGACUACGUGCUACGCGCCGGCGCCCCCCCUCCGGAGCUGCUGGCGCUGGCGUCUUUCACCUGGGACCGAGGUCUGCCCGCGAGCUUUGAAGAAGUGGAGAUGAUCGAGCGGGCCCGGGCCAGACGGGCGUGGGAGGAGAGGCUGCCCCGGCUCGAGGACCCGAACCUUCUGCGCAAAAGGAGGCGCAUGAUGGAGGAAAUGGAGGCGAGAGAGUGGGCCUUCAGAGAAGGAAAAAUACAGAAGCUGCAGGACGCCCGUCUGGCCGUGCUGGGGGAGAUCCUGCAGCAGAGGGACCGGGCCCAGGUGACCCUGACCAAAGAGAAACUCAACCACAUUUACUCCAAGCUCCUCAAGGAGAAGGAGAGCAAGCUGCACAAGGUGGACAAGGAACACAUGCGAUCAAUGAGGAAGCUGGAGGCUAAGCGGAGGAACAUGGAGGAGAACAUCAAGCAGCUGGGCACGUGUAAAGACUACACGGUGUACUCCUCGCUGACGUGCGCCUCGAGGGCGUGCGGCGACAACUUCGCCGUCAAGAAAGCGCAAAGUCAAGAGAUCCAACGUCUGGAGACGUACGAGGGCUUACUUAACCGAGUCCAGAGACCCGGCGACGCUUUCCUUAAGCAGCAAAAGAAACUCGCCAAACCCAAAGUCAACACGAGCAAGGUCAUCAUCAAGCCCCCUGAAAGCAGGAGAAGCAUUCUGUUGGAGAAAUACAAGGACCUGAAAGACGAGAUUAGUAAAUAUCUCGUCAAAAAGGAAAAGCCCGCCACUCGUCCCGUCACCCCCACCGUGGAGGAGCCCCCGGAGGGGGAGGAGGAGAAGGAGCUGGCGGUCAUCCAUUUGCAGAAACUCCUGAGGGGAAGAAGCAUCCAAACGGAGAUAUUCACCGGCAAAGAGAACCACUUGGACCUCAUCAAGGAGAUGAGGACGGCGCACGCCCUGCGAGCAGAGGAGCAGCAGAUGCAGAGGGCCGACAAAGCGAUGGUCGUGGACCUCAAAGCCGAGAGAGACGAGAUCCAGCUCGAGACGUCCCGCGAGGAGGCUCGCCACGCCGCCGCCGUGGGCGCCGAGCUGGAGUACGUGUUCGAUACCCUGUCCAAGGAGCUGAUCCGUCUCCAAGAGGAGCGGCGCAUCCACGCCUUCACGCUGCUGGCCGAGCGGGAGCGUCUGCGGCGCGAGGCCGAGGAGAGCGGCAGGAGGCAGGCGGAGGAACGCCGCCGCAGGGAGGACGACCAGAUCUUCAGAGAAGUGGUGAAGGUCCACCAGGAGACGGUAGACUUGUACUUUGAGGACAUCAUCCUGGAUACCAUGGAGAUCACGGCGGACCAGCAAGCCCGAGAGGAGAUCCGCAGGGUGGCCAAGGAGGUCAACGACAUCGCCUACGCCAUCGAGGAGAGCCGCAACAACCUUCAGUCCGAGGAGAUCGUGUCGGAGUUGGUCUACGGCUUCCUGAUUCCUGAAGUGGAGAAGAUCAGAGUCAGGCAGAGAGUGCACGAGAGGCAGCGCCGGCACCUGCUGGCGGUGCGCAGCAUCGUGGAGGGCAACGCCGAGCCGCAGAUCGUGGCGAGCACCAUGGGCACGCCGCAGGUGACGCGCCCCUCCGAAGUGGCCGCCCGGCAGGUCCUGGACGACGCGCUGCUCCCAGGACCCAGCGGAGCCAAGUAGUCCCCAUCAGGGAAUUGGAAAACUGUUCAAAGUCUAACAUUUUUAUCCACAAACUACAUUUUACGUAGGUUGCAACAGAGAGACCGGACAAGUCACAGAAAUUUCAUUGCAUUUCUUCAUAAAUGCGGUUAAGACUUUCCACAAAUUGAUCCGCUCUGAUCGGAAUAUGAUCGGCACCCCAUUUUCGUUGCCUGCCUUCAUUUCUCAGGGGAACCCGAAUGACUGACCGUGACUCACCUGGUUUUAUCUCACUUCUUCCGAGGGCAUCUUUGGUUUUUGACGAACCCCCUUUCUGAUGAUCUCGCCACAGAUUCAUCUUUAAAUCUUAACCUGAAAAACUCCGCGAGUGGCCUCAAAAACAGUAAACGCGGUCAUGUCAUGUCAAAUGUGAACUAGUGCAGGACUCUUGACACAGCUGCAACCACAAAAAUGUCACAACUAAAAAUAUGAAGAACUA
This is a messenger RNA of Syngnathoides biaculeatus (alligator pipefish), 3084 nucleotides long. It is a transcript of the gene cfap91, whose product is annotated as cilia and flagella associated protein 91. The transcript is spliced from 17 exons. Bases 405 to 2627 code for a protein of 740 amino acids. The record is from RefSeq and is a predicted model, not a curated record. Lineage: Eukaryota; Metazoa; Chordata; Actinopteri; Syngnathiformes; Syngnathidae.